AUGUCCACCGUCAAAACUCGCGAACCGGUCGCAGAACAUGGCAUAGAAUACUGGGCGAAACAGCCUGCAAGUUAUGAUGGUGUGCUAGGUGGAUUCGGUACAGGCUCCUUACCUAGGGUCGAGACCCUCGGCUCUCGACAAUUCCUUCUACAUAUCCGACCAGACCUCCUCACUGUACCGUCCGCUCUGCGCCCUUUAAACGCACCUACACCCGAUCCAAACCAUCGUACCCGUGCACUCGACGUAGGAGCAGGCAUCGGACGCGUCACAGCAGACGUCCUUCUCCACUUCUUCUCCGAUAUCCUCCUUCUCGAACCCGUUGACAGUCUCAUCCGGGAAGCCUACAAACGCGGCUCGGACUCCGAAUUGGAUGAACUCCCUGCCCGAAAUGAAGACGAUGAAGGGACAGAUCCUCCGCCUGCACGUUGGAAAGGGAUAAAAGAGAAGAAGAAAAGUGUUACGUUUCAGCAGGGCGCCUUACAGACAUUCAACCCUGCUCAUCCACGAACGUCCUCCACAUUCAUCGGUCGCGUGGGUUUUUCUCCGCCCGACGCACAGGCGGACUCAGAGACCGGAUUCGAUGUGGUGUGGUGUCAGUGGUGUUUGAUGUACAUGAGCGAUUCCGACCUAGUCGCGUUCUUGCAGGGGAGCAAGAAGUCAUUUAGGGAUGAGAAGAGUGUGAUUGUGGUGAAGGAGAACGUAUGCCGGGAGAAGGUGGUCGAAGGGGUCGAAGGUGGUGAGGCGACGGUGGAGUUCGAUGAAGACGAUUCGAGCGUGACAAGGUCUGAUUUGAGGUUCAAGGAGAUCUUUGCUCAAGCAGGACUGAAGAUUGUACACGAAAAGGUGCAGGGCGGUCUCCAAGAGGGACUAUUUACCGUGAAAAUGUAUGCUCUGAAAUGAUUUUUGAAAGGUGUAUGUUGUUGUAUCUAGUAACCCCGCCGGCAAAAACUGCCUCUUUGUCAGUAUUGCGAACGUUUGCUUUCAAC
Stereum hirsutum FP-91666 SS1 is the source of this 986-nucleotide messenger RNA. Its product is annotated as DUF858-domain-containing protein. Lineage: Eukaryota; Fungi; Basidiomycota; Agaricomycetes; Russulales; Stereaceae. The transcript is spliced from 5 exons. Gene Ontology annotation, molecular function: N-terminal protein N-methyltransferase activity. Gene Ontology annotation, biological process: N-terminal protein amino acid methylation. The record is from RefSeq and is a predicted model, not a curated record. Gene Ontology annotation, cellular component: cytoplasm. Bases 1 to 900 code for a protein of 299 amino acids.